Molecule: messenger RNA, 1133 nt
Organism: Gossypium raimondii (Peruvian cotton)
Lineage: Eukaryota; Viridiplantae; Streptophyta; Magnoliopsida; Malvales; Malvaceae
Product: large ribosomal RNA subunit accumulation protein YCED homolog 1, chloroplastic
Exons: 2
Coding region: 46-1014 (322 amino acids)
Source: RefSeq, a predicted model, not a curated record
UGAAAAAGCAGUAAUUGAUGUGGUGUAGAUAAUAAGGAAACCUAAAUGUCUCUCGUAAUGUCAUCAUCUUUUAUAGCUUUUCCCUCUAAUUUUAGUCCAUCCAAUUUUUAUGAUAUAAAAUUGCAGCAACCUGCUUUAUCGAUUCCUUUCUGUUCUUCCGUUGGCCAUUGCAAAUUUCCAUGGAGUGUAACUCUAAAUAACCAUCAAAUUUUCAGAAAUAAUUUGAAGCCCGUUAGAGAUUCCAUUAACCCUUCACAGAAUCAAUCUUUCAACGAGGAAGACAGCACCAUAUCUUUUGAUUGGGUAGACGAAGAAGAAGAUUUUGAAAACGUAGAAUCACCAUGGGAAGGAGCAGUUAUGUAUAAGAGAAACCCUUCUGUUACUCAUAUGGAGUAUUGCACAACUUUAGAGAGGUUGGGUUUAGGAAAGCUUUCGAGCGUUGUUUCAAAAUCUAGGGCUUCAUUGAAGGGAUUACGGGUUACAAAAGAUGUGAAAGAUUUUCCAGAUGGUACCCCAGUUCAGAUCUCCAUUGAUGUGACAAGGAAGAAACAAAAGAUGAGGCUUGAUGGGAUUGUUAAAACUGUCAUCACUCUCGGUUGCAAUAGGUGUGGUGAACCUGUUGCUGAGUGCAUAUUCUCCAAUUUCUCACUUCUACUAACUGAAAACCCCAUUGAAGAGCCUGAAAUUAUUGAUAUAGGAGCAACCUUUGAGCAAGGAUUCAAAUCUUCCUAUGCAAGUAACCGAGCGGAGGAUGAUGAUGCGUCGAUCGAUUGGGAUGAUCGGCUUUAUUUUCCUCCCAAAAGAAAAGAAAUCGAUAUUUCGAAGCACAUAAGAGACUUGGUGCAUCUAGAAAUCACAAUCAACGCAGUUUGUGAUCCAAGCUGCAAAGGUAUGUGUCUUGAAUGCGGUACUAAUCUGAAUACUUGCAGCUGUAGCUGUAGUGAUAAUGUAAAAGACAAUGGGUUUGGCCCACUUGGAAUAUUGAGGAAACAGAUGAAGAAGAAAUUAUCUUAGUUUAUGCAAUACCAACUCCCUCCAGAUAAAUAUUUAUAUAUAUUGGGGGGUAUGUGAAGGAUAUAUGAUAUACUUGUAUAUUUGUAUAAAUUUUAAUUAUACUGAUCUUCACAUUAUCA